Molecule: messenger RNA, 2033 nt
Organism: Elgaria multicarinata webbii
Lineage: Eukaryota; Metazoa; Chordata; Lepidosauria; Squamata; Anguidae
Gene: RNF26
Product: ring finger protein 26
Exons: 1
Coding region: 227-1675 (482 amino acids)
Biological process (GO): protein ubiquitination; ubiquitin-dependent protein catabolic process
Molecular function (GO): ubiquitin protein ligase activity
Source: RefSeq, a predicted model, not a curated record
AUAUAUGUUAACUGUGAAGAACGGACCAACCCUCAAAACCAAGGAAGUACAGUCCUGUCUUCGAUGAACUUUCCACUUUGUUGUCAAAGCAUUCCCUUUCAUAAAAAUUAGGCACUAUUCAUACCUAGAAUACAGGGGUCUCUCCUUCCAAAAGCCUGGGAACCAGCACAGCAUCAGUUGCAAUCCAAUCCGUUUCAUCUUUACCACCUCCAUUUGGAGCUCAACUAUGGAUCUAGUUUUCCUGGUAAUCAAUGGCAUGGGGAUGAUUUUGGACCUCCUGGUUCUCUUGCUGGAUGUCAACUUCUUCCUUUUUUCCACUCUGGUCUCCAUCCUGCUCUGGCUUGUCGCAUUUGUUUACAACCUGCCCAAUGCCUUGAUAGCCUGCGUGUUUCAGUGCUGGAAUGGGUUUGUGUUGUUUUUGCUAUGCAUAGCUGAGGCGUUGUAUUACUUGACUCUGGGCUCUGUGCACACUACUGUUAGCCUGCUGCGGGGCUUCUGCUCCAGCAUGGAGAGCUUGAAAGUAGUGGGCCACCUGUUCAACCACCUGACGCUGAGAAGCAAAGAAAUUAUGCACCGAGGUUUCUGGAACCUGAUUGGUUCCGGCCAGUCACUUCUGAGGCAAGUGUGUGAAGUGUGUGCCAUCAUCAUGAGCCUUGUGGCUUACUUCAUCAACAGCAUCAUCAACAUCUGCCUCAUUGGGACCCAGAAUUUUUUCUCUUUGGGGCUGGCCCUGUGGGAAACCAUUGUUGGCCCCUUUCUGAGAGUCACAGACAUCUUUGCUGCCUUUGUUGCACGUCUCUCCAGCAGUGCCAUCGCUAUGGCCAUCCUGCUAUGGACUCCUUGCCAGCUAGCAUUUGAUCUCUUGGCCUCUGUGAGCAAGCUGCUGAUUAAUAUCUUCUUCCUCAACCUUUAUGGCUUGGUACUGCUGUCUGUGAUUGUUGCCACCAGCACAUUAAUCCUUAACCCUCAGCUGACGUGGACACUGGCGAACCAAGUGUCUGGCUACUUGAACACCAUGCCUUCUUACCACCGCCUGCUCAGGGACAUGCGACGCCUCUAUCAGGUUUUGCUCUUGUCACUGGAGAUGGUCUUGAGCUCGCAAGCUUGGCGCAGGUUGGCUGAUUGGAGUCUCCAAAUGGCCAGCUGGAACACAGGCGACAGGGCAGUAAACCACGAUGGAGAACGAGAGCAACAGCUUGUGGUUGAACCCAACCAAGAAAGGCCAGCUCCUCCUGGAGCAGCUCAUCCAAGAAGACAAGGGCCACCUAUAAACAAUCAGCAGGUUCCAGCCCGUCCUCGCCAAAGAGGCAACAGGGACCAGCACAGAAUAGAUGUUGAUCUGGGAUCAGCCACACAGCGGAGUGAGCUGUCAGGGCAGCACCUUCAGCCUCAAGCGGAAGGACCAAGCACAUCUCAUACCAAAUCUGCAACAAAAGAGCAGUUAAAUGCUCUGGAUGACGACGACAAUGAUCCGUGGCUUCUUCUCAAAGAACAAGAAGAACGAAAGAAGUGUGUCAUUUGCCAGGACCAAACAAAAACAGUCUUGCUACUUCCAUGCCGGCACCUUUGCCUCUGCCAAGAAUGCACUGAAAUCCUGCUGCAGCAGGCCAUAUACCAGCGCAACUGCCCGCUCUGCCGGCAGAUGAUCCUGCAGACUCUCAAUGUUUACCUGUGAACUACGUGGGGGAUAGCUUUAUUCACAUUCCAACAGGUUUUCCAGGUGCAUUGGUUGGCCAAAGCACACGGGGUCAUUGCCUUUGUACCUGUUUUCUAUGGCAGUUGGUGGAGAGCAGCUCCACCCUGAUCAUUACUCUUUUUUUAUUUCCAAAGAACUAUUGUAACCAGUGGACCUUGGAAAAUACUAUGAAUGAUUUCUAUGCACGUAUGUUUGCAUUUUCCUGUUGCAUCAGAAAGAACAAUAGCUGAUCACAGUCUGAAACUUUCCUGUUUCUAGGAGUGUGGAGUUUCUCAGUUUAAAAAGUUUAUUAAACUUUUAAUAAGUUUAAUAAACUAAUAAACUCAGUUUAUUAAAA